Mesorhabditis belari is the source of this 1041-nucleotide messenger RNA. The record is from the annotation of a GenBank genome assembly. NCBI's taxonomy places the organism in Eukaryota, Metazoa, Nematoda, Chromadorea, Rhabditida, Rhabditidae.
AUGUUCACCAUGAUUUACGACUAUGAACCGACCAAGCGCCAAACGCCUCGCCCAACCCCAAAACCGAAGGGAGUUUAUGAGAGAUUGAUGGGAGCCGGGUGGAAAAUUUGCUGCAAGCAGAAUCCGGAAGCUUGUAUUAGCCAAUUCCCGCGAGAGGACAUCUGUCUUUACGUUGUUGAUACUCCCCAAGUAUUUUCCGAUGCCACUCGUCACUGCCAGUCGCUUGGUGGACAAAUCGUUAAACUUUUGAACGUUUACGAGAACGCCUACGUCUAUUCAUACGCUCAAGGAAUGAGCGUCUCAUCCUAUAUUGGGAUUGUGAAAAAUGUGGCCAAUAACACGUGGACCUACACCGACGGAUCGGCGUUGACAUAUCAAAAUUGGGCCUCAAAUGAACCAAAAAACACGACAGGGAACACGUGCACGAUAAUCGAUACCGUAACGGGCAAGUGGGUCACUACCGGAUGCACCACAGCACGUCCAUACUUUUGCUCGGUUGCCGAAACAGCCUCAAAAUGCUCAAGCGGGUGGACGUACAGUCAACAAACCGACUACUGUUAUUAUGUACAGAUAUUCGAUUUACUCGACGUGUACGUGACGUGUACUCGACGUGACCAUCUCUAUCGAUUGAAUUUCACCACUCCCACCGAUUGGAAAGCGGCCGAGAAAAGCUGCAAGAAGAUGGGCGCUCAUUUGGUCUCGAUUCACUCAAAAACCGAAGAAGAUUUCGUUUAUGAUUUGAUUGCCUCAAGGGUGGGCAAGAAAUCGUGUGACGAGUUGUGGGCGUGGACGGGUCUCUAUGGGACGGGCGCUACGAGAAGUGGCUCUUGGACUGACGGAUCACCCGUCGAUUACCCAACUGACCAUGAGACAUCCUCCUACUAUUACUGGAUGAUGGGCAAUGACGCGUCGUGCAAUGAGCGUCGAUGGGAUUGGAUCCCAUCCGCCGAUCGAACCUACUCCCGUGCCGUGUGCAAAAUGGAACCCACCAACGUCAAGCAAACAAAUAGACAGUCCAUUGUCAGAAGGAUUUUAAAAGCU